AUGUCCAUUAUCGUCACGCCAGCUGUACUGAACAUUAGGCCUUAUAUUGUUUGCUGUUUAGUAAAAAAUCUGAAUUUUAAUAAAAACAAUGCCUUUAAGAAAUUCAUCGCAUUGCAAACAAAAUUUCAUGACACCAUUUGUGACAAGAGACAAGCAGCAACAAUAGCUACACAUGAUAUGAAUCUUGUCAAAUCUCCUCUGACUUAUGAUGCCAAAGUUCCUUCUCAUAUCAAGAUUACUCCUUUAUUUGCAAAGGAGGAACUGACAGCCCAAUCACUAGUAGCUAAUUUAAGGAGAGAAGCUGAUGAGAUUCGUAAAGAAAAGAAGAGGAAUAAACUCAGUGGGAUCCACAAAUAUCUUGAUCUUCUUCAUGAGAAACCUGAGUAUCCUUGCUUGGUGGACAAAGAAGGUUGUGUCAUCUCUUUUCCUCCUAUCACAAACAGUGACAAAACAAAAAUUUCCAAAGAUACCACUUCAUUGUUGAUUGAAGUUACCAGUUCACGUAGCUUACAUAUUUGUAAGGAAGUGAUGGAUACUUUACUUCAGGAAAUGUUGAAUAUGGGAAUUGGUGAAAGAUUAAGUGGUAAGAAAGCAGAAACUCCUGGAAGCGAACCUGAAGAAUCAAAUACAAAUGAUAAAUACAAAAUUACAGUCCAACAAGUCAAUGUAAUAAACCAGGACAAUUCAUUACGGGUUGUGUAUCCUUCACGUACUGAUCUAAAUUCUGACUUGAUACAAGUUACAUAUGAUUGUGAUGAGUAA
Acanthosepion pharaonis is the source of this 762-nucleotide messenger RNA. NCBI's taxonomy places the organism in Eukaryota, Metazoa, Mollusca, Cephalopoda, Sepiida, Sepiidae. The record is from the annotation of a GenBank genome assembly.